UAGAAAAGUGGUACUGCCGUGUAAACCCAAUACACUGUAACUUGAGUUACAGUGUAUUGGGUUUAUAGCGCCCAUUCAAUUUGUCUUGCUGAGAUACAUACCCCAGAAAAUAAAUUUAAAAUUUUACAUCAUUUGUUAUGGAAAUAUGACUAUUCCAAAAACACUGUAUUUCAAGUAGAUUUAUAGUUUAUAAUGGCAUGACACCGUAAUUAGAAUUACAGUGUCUUGGUUAUACUGAUCCUGCGAAACAAAAAGUUACAGUGUUAUGGCUAGAUGGAUCGAUCGGAUCCAUCGAGCAGCGGCAUGUGCCUUGCGGGAGACCUGCGCGGGGCGAGCGGGGGAGCUCCCAAGUCAGUGGUCGCGUUGCAAUGCGUAUGAGUGGACGCAACCGCGAGUAGUAAAAAUGAGUGCUUCUCGAAAUUUACUUUUGGUAAAAUUAUCACAAAAUAAUGAACAGCAUUAUAACCACUCCAGCACUGCUACGAUGGCGUCAACAUUAAACAAUGUUUUGAUUGAGAAGGAGAAGAACAUCGGAAACAAGGAAUGUCCUGGACCUAACAGUCCAUAUGAUCAAUACGACCAGACCAUCGAGCUUGACAAAAUUUAUAUGUGUAAUUCCGAGUUUUCUUACAAUGAAUUUGGAAAUACAAUCAGUCCCUUAAUAUCAUUAAGCGAAUCUCAAGUAAAUGAAUGUCUAUCUGAUCAUCUCGGAGAGGACAUUAACUACACCGAAUUAUUACCGGCCGCAGCUGCUGUAUGUUGUAGUACUGUUGAACAUCGAUCUCGUACAAAUGCAUCUCAGAUUGCGCGGGAUGAAAUAUCUGAUGAUUGCCCCAGUACAUCGCGUGAUACUUCCCAGGAUGCUCCCGAAGAAAAUAUACAUGAGUGUCCCAGUACAUCACGUGAUGAACUCCAGAUGGUUUCGGAAGCUUAUCAUUCGCCAAAGAAGAAGUUAAAAAGAAGUCGAGAUCCUAGCAUCAUGUUGGCCAAUCAACGGAACAAGCAUCCUAUUAAACCACCGUGCCAAAAUUGUAAAAAAAACUGUAAAGAUAAGAUACCUGAAAUUGAAAGACUGUCAAUUUAUAAUCAGUUUUGGAGUGUGGACAGACAACGACGACGCGAUUUUUUGUCAAGGCAGGUACAUAAAACACCCACGUCUCAUAAAACUGCUGGUCCGAAUUCACGGAGACGCAACACUUUAACAUGGACACUAAAUGACAUAAGAGUGUGCAAAACAUUUUUUUUACAUACCUUAGGGUUUUCGAAUGAUGAAGUGGUCGUAGCAGUUCUAAGACAAAAUCUUUUGACUGGAAACAAGAAUCCCAAAAUAAGUGCUGCACCGGAUCCUAGAGGGCGUUUUACACCACAUAAUGCUUUUACCGAAGAGUAUCAGGAUGACAUGAAAAACUUUAUACUAAAAUUUAACCCUGUUCCAUCUCAUUAUAAUAUUAAACAUGCUCCAAACAGAAGGUAUUUGCCGAUAGGUAUAACUUUCACUGCUAUUUACAACGAAUUUAAGUUACAUUGUCUAGAGAAAAAUCAGAAAGUUUGUAGUUGGCCACAUUUUUACAGCAUGAUUAAGCAGCUUAACCUUUCAACAGCAGAGAUAGCUCAAGAUAUUUGCACAAAAUGUAAAAACCACGAGAUAAAGCAUAAAACAUUACCCUUGCCCUGUAAUUGCAAUGACUGUUUAGAUUUGGAACAACACUUAGAAAACAAAAGAGCUUCCAGAAGAGAUUAUAAAAUAUUAGAAGAAAAAUGUAAUAGCUCUGAAGGACAAGAUGUACUUUUUACAGUGGAUAUGCAAAAAGCAAUUUGUAUGCCACUAUUAACUACUAAAGAAUACUAUUUUUCGAGAAAACUUGUGCUGUUUAAUGAAUCCUUUGUACCACCAGGAAAAAACAAACAAGCUGCCUGCGUAGUUUGGCACGAAGGUGAAAGUGGUAGGAAAGCUCACAAUGUGGCUACCACAUAUGUCUAUUUCCUUAGAAAAUAUUGUAGAGAUGUAAAGUCUGUAACAUUCUUCCUGGACAACUGUAAUUCACAAAAUAAGAAUAAACUACUCUUUUCAGCCCUAGUAAGAAUCAUAAAUGAUAACAUGACAACCAUCGAAAGAAUUACUCUUGAAUAUUUUGAGUCUGGCCAUACUUUUAUGGCAGCAGAUGCUGUACAUGCAGCAAUCGCAAAAAAAUUGAAGUCCAAGGGCGAAGUAUACGAUCUUAAUGAUUUUAUUACGACCAUAAAGACAUCACGAAAAAAUAUGGCAGUGGAUUUGAUAGAUCACAAAGAUAUGAUAAUUUUUAGUAACGAUUCCAAACUGACAUACCCCAAAGGUUUCAACAUACAAAAUCUCAAAGUCAUAGAGUUUCGACGAAAUAACCUGAACUUAUUUGCAAAAAAUAACUACAAUGCGGAUUUUACAGAAAUAUCCUUCUUGAAAAAAAAAAUAGUGAAUGAUUUAAAAAAAAAAUUGGACAGUGGCAAAACUGAUCUGAUUGCCGAGAUACCCAGAGAAGUUGAACCUCGAGGUAUCAGUGACAUAAAGAAAAAAGAGCUAUUAUCGCUUUGCAAAUCUAUGCCGCAAUCAAGAAGAUCGUUUUAUGAAAAUCUUAUUGUGUCAGAUUCGCCCGAUCUUGAUGGGAUUGUAGAUGACCACAAUCACUAA
This is a messenger RNA of Maniola jurtina (meadow brown), 2665 nucleotides long. RefSeq lists its product as uncharacterized. The record is from RefSeq and is a predicted model, not a curated record. The transcript is spliced from 2 exons. The coding region runs from base 266 to 2665 and encodes 799 amino acids. Lineage: Eukaryota; Metazoa; Arthropoda; Insecta; Lepidoptera; Nymphalidae.